GCCCAGGGACCUCCCCAACCCAGGCGCGCAGAUCCCACAGAACCGGCCCCUCUCUCCGCCACCGCCCCCCUGGCCGCGGACUUGCUAACUAGUGCAUAUCGGGGUAAUUUUGUUUUGGACUUGCCUUUAAGAUGACUUUUAUGGUUCCUGCAACUGCUUCCCUCCAGUCUGAACUGUAGUUUGGGAAGAUUUAAGAGGCCAGGAGGUGCUUGUGUGGGUUUUAACCUACCCGAGACUGUCAUUAAUGUAUCUUUGCUCACUGCGAGAUGUCUCGGUGCUAUGUAGCAGUAUCAGGGUUUGUUUUCACGGGAGGACCUUCCGGGUCAGAGACAGGGGUGCCGGCCAGGGGACAUCCUUGUGGCCCACCCGUGAGCUGCAGGUCGAGUGCCCUGCACGCCAAGGGCACGCUGUGCGUCUAUAUUUCUGUUCACAAUGCAAACUGCUUGCUGAUGUCCACCGGGAGAGGACAUCGCCAGUCUCCGUGGAUACCUGGGAAACUCACAGAACUCCCCGCAGGUGUGCAGAGAAAGACUUGGUGCUCUGGGGGUCACCUAGCCAGCUUUGAAGCUGCUUUGUCAGUCCUGCCUUUGUACAUGUCAAUGCCCUCCUAGCCAGCCGCCGAGGGAUGGAGGGCUUCAUGGACUCAGGGACACAGACAGAUGCCGUGGUGGUGCUGUCCUUGGCCCAGGCUGCCGUGCUGGGCCUGGUCUCAGAAAAUGAGCUCUUCGGAGCCACCAUAAGCGCCGAAGCCUUCUACCCAGACCUAGGGCCUGAGCUGUCGGGGGCAGCCAUCGGGGAGCCCCGGCCACCAGGCCCUAAUGUCUACCAGCUGGCCUGCAACGGGCAGGCCCUGGAGGAGCCAGCGGAGGAGGAGGUGCUAGAAGUGGAAGCGGCCUUCGAGAAGCACACCCGGCGGAAGACCCGGCCGCCUGUGCGGCUGGUGCCCAAGGUCAAGUUCGAGAAGGUGGAGGAGGAAGAGGAGCAGGAGGUCUAUGAGGUCUCCGUGCCUGGGGAUGACAAGGAUGCAGGGCCGCCCGAGGUCCCUGCCGAGGUAGCCGGGGGUGGCUGUGAGGCCCUGGUGCAGAGCAGCGCCGUCAAGAUGAUCGACCUCAGCACCUUCAGCCGCAAGCCCCGGACACUCCGGCAUCUGCCUCGAACUCCAAGGACGGAGCUGGAUGUGGCCCCCUAUGACCCUCACUUUCCCGACCCAGGCCGGGACAGCUUCCCUGAGCCCAGCAUGGCACUGCCUGGGCCAGAGGCCUUGCCUGCGGAGUGCGGUUUUGAGCCACCCCACCUGGCCCCCCUGAGUGAUCCCAAGGUCCCCACCAUGGCCUCCCCAGAGCCUGUGAAGCCGGAGCAGGGCUUUGUGUGGCAGGAGGUGGGCGAGUUUGAGCCAGAUGCCACAGGCUCCACCGUGGAGCGCCACAAGAAAGCCCAGCUGGACCGGCUGGACAUCAAUGUGCAGAUCGACGACUCCUACCUGGUGGAGGCGGGCGACCGGCAGAAGCGCUGGCAGUGCCGCAUGUGCGAGAAGUCCUACACGUCCAAGUACAACCUGGUGACGCACAUUCUCGGCCACAACGGCAUCAAGCCCCACUCGUGCCCGCACUGCAGCAAGCUCUUCAAGCAGCCCAGCCACCUGCAGACGCACCUGCUUACGCACCAGGGCACUCGGCCCCACAAGUGCCAGGUGUGCCAUAAGGCCUUCACACAGACCAGCCACCUCAAGCGCCACAUGCUGCUGCACUCCGAGGUCAAGCCCUACAGCUGCCACUUCUGUGGCCGUGGCUUCGCCUACCCCAGCGAGCUCAAGGCUCACGAGGUGAAGCACGAGAGUGGCCGCUGCCACGUGUGUGUCGAGUGCGGCCUGGACUUCUCCACCCUGACCCAGCUCAAGCGCCACCUGGCCUCCCACCAGGGCCCCACCCUGUACCAGUGCCUCGAGUGUGACAAGUCCUUCCACUACCGCAGCCAGCUGCAGAACCACAUGCUCAAGCACCAGAAUGUGCGGCCCUUCGUGUGCACCGAGUGCGGCAUGGAGUUCAGCCAGAUCCACCACCUCAAGCAGCACUCGCUCACCCACAAGGGUGUGAAGGAGUUCAAGUGUGAGGUUUGUGGCCGGGAGUUCACCCUGCAGGCCAACAUGAAGCGGCACAUGCUGAUCCACACCAGCGUCCGGCCCUACCAGUGCCACAUCUGCUUCAAGACCUUUGUGCAGAAGCAGACCCUCAAGACCCACAUGAUUGUACACUCGCCUGUGAAGCCAUUCAAGUGCAAGGUAUGCGGCAAGUCCUUCAACCGCAUGUACAACCUGCUGGGCCACAUGCACCUGCACGCGGGCAGCAAACCCUUCAAGUGCCCCUACUGCUCCAGCAAGUUCAACCUCAAGGGCAACCUGAGCCGGCACAUGAAGGUCAAGCACGGCGUCAUGGACAUCGGCCUGGACAGCCAAGACCCUAUGAUGGAGCUGGCAGGCCCGGACCCCUCGGAGCUCGAUGGCCAGCAGGAGCUGGAGGACUUCGAGGACAACGCCUACUCUUAUGGCAGCAUGGAUGGCAGCGCCGAGGCGGGUGCACUGGCUGGGCAGGCCAUGAAGGAGAUGGCCUACUACAACGUGCUAUAGUGCAGCAGGCAGCGAGAUGGGCGGGCAGCCAGGCGUGGGGGUGAGACCCCGAGGAGCUACUGCCCCACAGCCCAGCUGCCCCCCAAGUCCUCUGCACCCUAGGGACCUUUAGACCAAAUGGAGACUGUACUACUGGCCUCGCCAGAGCCUGGCUCAGGCCUGGACAUUCUGGUGAGGGAAGGGUCACUGAGAUGCCCAGACCGGGUCUUCUCGGCCUGCUGCUGGGGGUGAGGGGGGAGAAAAACUAGCAGGGCUGUCUGGGGACAGGGCACAGGGCCAUCUCAGGCCAGCAGAGCUGCCCCCAGGUCCUGACACUGCAGGGGGAGGUCCCCAGCCAGGCCUGUUUCUCUUCUGCACCAAUCCAGGGAUAUCUGAGCCACCUGCUGGCCGGUACCGCCUGCCCCCGCCCUGCCCAGACCUGGAGCCCCCAGGCCCCAUGCCCAUGUGGUCACCCCACCCAGUCACCAGACAGCCAGGCAGGGCCCUCCGCCUUCUACCUCGGGGCCUCCCUCACGCCCAAGCUCCGCCAUCCUUUAGGAAAGCCGGAUACCAGGCCUCUAGCCGCCCUGAAGCUCUGUUUGGAAUGAGCGUCCCUAAAGAGGAUUUUGACAAAUGUCAUCCAGUUCUGUCCUGGUCUCGGGUACCACACAAGGCCCCCCUCCAAACAAAACCAGGACGCCCCUGGGUCAGGCACAUGAUCUGAAACAGAUGGAGCAGGGCAGGGUGCAGUAUCCCUGGGGACAGAAGAGGCCGUGCUCAGGGGAGGCCAAGGCCCACCUGUAGGGGAAGAGGGGACCUUAGUUGCUGAAAUGGGGUUAGCCAUGAGUUAGCAGGCACCUGGGAAAGAGCAACGUAUUUAAAAAGGAAAAUGAAGACCAUAGAGGAAAACAAAAAUUUUUUUAACAAAUAGGGGUAUUUUGAAGGUAAUUUAUUAUUAUUUUUUUCUUUGCAACGCAACUCUGUGUCACCUGUUACCCUUUUGGAUGGAGAUGCAUUUUCUUUUUCCACAUGUAAGCUUUCUUGUGUGCCGUGUGCUUUGAGCCUCCCAGUCCAGGGCAGCCUGGCCCACUGGGACACAGGCUCUGGGGACCAAGGCUCGCUGGCCUGGAGAUCUAGCAGCAAGCCGGAGGCAGGGACGGCCGGGGACUCUGCUCUGAACCUGGCCUGCGCUUGGUAGGCAGGGCCACUCACCCUCCCUCGCCCACCCACUGUCAUCACCUUCUGGGGCCGUGGCACAGCACAUUCAGGAACUCCAGGGUGCCCAACUCUGCCACUCACCCCCCAGGCUCAGUGGGGAGGGCCAGGCAGGGCUGUCCCCACAGGCACAGGUGACACCAGGAGGGACACAGCCGGGCUGUCCCCAAAGCUAUACCCCUCAGCAAAGGACCAGGCCAGGCCUCAGAGUGAUGGUCGGAUCAGUGCUAGGGUUAAACAUGGUCUCCCGGUGUGGUUCCCCAGGUCCCAAACCCUACGCCCCUCCAGCCUCCCAGGUGCCCGCCAUGAUGACCCUCAGGUGGCAGUGACUCCGGUGUCACUGUACAAGACAUUUUCUCCUGCUGAGCAGAAAGCAUCACCCCUGCAAACUACCUCUUCCCACAAUGUCUUUCUCCCCUGGUACCAAAAAAAAAAAACCCCUCCUCCCUCUCCCCCUCCUUGCCAGCGCCUAGGCGUGGUCCUGGAAGCCGGGCCUCUUCUCCUUCCCUCUCCUCCUGGCGCCCUGGCACUGCCCCUGCGAGGCUCCUACUUGAACGCCCCUGCCCCGUGCCUUGUACCUGGGCAACACAAAGGGAGCAGACAGCACACUCCAGUCUAGCGGGGUGGCCUCGGCAAAGCUCCAGCCCUCACCCCUCCCAGCCUCUUGGGUGACUUGCAGACUCCUGGAUGGAUUCCAUUCUAACUUAUUUUCACGUGUAUACAAAGCGACCGUUUAGACCCCACUUGUGCAAAGCCCUACUGUGUUUUUAUGUUCCUGUUUAAGAGAGAAGUUUACUUAGCAAUAAUUAUAAAUAAAUGAAUAUUCUUUAGU
Messenger RNA from Heterocephalus glaber (naked mole-rat), 4649 nucleotides. RefSeq names its product zinc finger protein 710 (gene Znf710). The record is from RefSeq and is a predicted model, not a curated record. NCBI's taxonomy places the organism in Eukaryota, Metazoa, Chordata, Mammalia, Rodentia, Bathyergidae. Gene Ontology annotation, molecular function: RNA polymerase II cis-regulatory region sequence-specific DNA binding; DNA-binding transcription factor activity, RNA polymerase II-specific. Gene Ontology annotation, biological process: regulation of transcription by RNA polymerase II.